Molecule: messenger RNA, 1485 nt
Organism: Komagataella phaffii GS115
Lineage: Eukaryota; Fungi; Ascomycota; Pichiomycetes; Pichiales; Pichiaceae
Product: Sporulation-specific chitinase
Exons: 1
Coding region: 1-1485 (494 amino acids)
Biological process (GO): carbohydrate metabolic process; chitin catabolic process
Cellular component (GO): extracellular region
Molecular function (GO): chitin binding; chitinase activity
Source: RefSeq, a predicted model, not a curated record
AUGAAAAUUGCCCAGUUGUUUUUGCGCAACCAUCUCGAUUUCGUACUAAUCUCUGGCACCGGCGUAGUACUUUUUACGUUAAUUGCCCUGUUUGGCGACAUUUCCACGUUAGACUCAAAUAAUCGACAAACUCAAAAGGUCUUGAAAGAUUCAAUGAAAGCAUUAGAUAAAGAACAGAAGGAACAGCAGCAAGUAAUCCACGGUUCUCCUCACGCGCCGUUGUCAUACAGAACGUGUGCCUAUUUUUCAUAUUGGUCUGUUUACGAACCUCGUAAUUUUACUCCCUCCGAUCUCCCAAUUAGUCAACUGACAAACGUGUUUUAUGCUUUCUUCGACAUCGACUGUGAAACGGGGAAGGUGGUUGUGAUUGAUAAGUGGUCAUCUCUGGAGAUGCCACUAAAGUUUUCACCUCGUAGUGACGAUAUCAAGACCCUUUACGCCGAUGGUACUGCAGAAGCCAAAAAACUGAAACAGCUUCAUUUCAGUAAGAAAACCGUUGGAGCCCUCAAACAAUUGUAUCAAAUGAAAUUGAUCAAACCUUCCCUUCAAACUUCAAUGUCCAUUGGAGGAUGGGGUCGCACCGACGGGUUCAAGGCUUUAAUGAAAGACGAAUCUAAAGUUGAGCAGUUCGUGUCUUCAUGUGUCUCUGCCAUGCAGGAGUUUGGGUUUGAUGGUGUUGAUCUAGAUUGGGAAUACCCGUCAAAUGAUGAAGAAGGGCAAUUCUUACUGCACUUAGUUUCCUCUCUAAAAAGGAAGCUAUCCCAAUUGGAAGCUCAUUACGAAUUGCCUCCAGACACAUUUCUUAUCACGUUGGCUACUCCAGCAUCUCUGUAUACCUUACAGCACUACCCCUUAUCAAGAUUGGAUUUGUUUGUUUCAUUUUGGAACGUGAUGACUUACGACUUUGCUGGCUCUUGGUCCCCACAAACUGAAUAUCACUCUAAUCUUUACUCGCCAAAAGGUGAAAUGUUGAGCGUGAAAGAUGCGAUGGCUUACUACGUGAGAAACGCUAUUCCGCCCAAUAAAUUGAUCAUGGGAUUACCUAACUAUGGCCGUGGAUUCGGCAACACGGAUGGAUACAAUAAGAAGUUCAAAGGAGUUGGUAAAGGAACCUCCGAUGAGGAAGGCAUAUACAAUUACAAUAUGCUACCUCAAAAUUUCAAGGAUAAUGAAAAGUACGACCCUGAGGCUGUCGCUGCGUACAGUUAUGAACCCAUAUCUAGAACGUUUGUUUCAUAUGAUACUCCAAGAGUUGUACGAGAAAAAGCUAAGUUUGUGAAAAAUAAUGGUUAUGGAGGAGCUAUGUGGUGGGAAGCCUGCGGAGAUUUUUACUUUGAUAAUCCCGAACAGUCUCUACUUUUGAACUUUGUGGAUGAACUGGGUGGUACUCAAACACUGCUCAAAGUGCCAUCCUCCCAGCACCAAGAUAAUAAUACCAAGAGUGCAUUCUACAAAAAAAGUAACACCCUGAAAGGACUGGUUUAG